GCUGGUGACCCAUAAACCCAACCCACCAAGAUUUGCAAAUCCUUCAUCUUUUCUUUCUUCCGAUCCUCCAAUGAAGAAGAGGCCGGUCAACGACGACGACGACGUUCUAAUCACCGUCGACAACAAGAAGAUGAAGAAAACCAAACCACAAGAAGAUAACGACGAAGCGUCGGAAGAUCGGAAAGAUUUCGUGUUGUUGGACGACGAGAACUUGCUGUACGAAGUGCUGAAACACGCGGACGCGCGCACGAUAGCCACGGCGGCUUGUGUUAGCAAGCAAUGGCACAAGACGGCGGAGGACGAGCGGCUAUGGGAGCUGAUCUGUACCAAGCACUGGAUAGACAUCGGGUACGGCAACCAACAGCUCCGUUCAGUGGUCCUUGCCCUCGGUGGCUUUCGCCGCCUGUACUCCCUCUACAUCCGGCCCCUUUUGAAACCACCUUCUUCGUCGUCUGCCUCGUCUUCUUCUUCAACUUGGCCCUGUCUUCCUCCUACGCCACCGCUUGUUCCGGCGAGAUCUACAGCGAACAAUAAAACUCGGUGGGGAAAAGAUGAAGUAAAUCUCACCCUUUCCCUUCUCUCGAUUCGCUACUACGAGAUGAUGAAUUUCGCUAAUCGAGGCAAAUAAAUACAAUGAUCAAGCUCCGAUGUUGGUUGGUUUUUCCUCGAAUCGAUUCUUAAUUAUGAAUUACUAGUUUUCUCUUCUUUUUUUUUUAAUUUGUAAGUUCGGAUCUGAUUGAACUAUUAUGGCCAAACUAAUUAUUGUAACUAAAGUGGUGGUUGUUAUGUCUGUUUUUCAUUUUUGUUGGGGGAAGGUGACUUGGGUUUUGUUGGAAGUUGUGGUUAAAUUAUGAUUAAUUUUUUGAGUUGGGCUUCUUGUUAUGCCGAUUUCUGAGGGGAUAACAAUGGAAAUUG
This is a messenger RNA of Ilex paraguariensis (yerba mate), 915 nucleotides long. NCBI's taxonomy places the organism in Eukaryota, Viridiplantae, Streptophyta, Magnoliopsida, Aquifoliales, Aquifoliaceae. The record is from the annotation of a GenBank genome assembly.